This is a messenger RNA of Solea solea (common sole), 2973 nucleotides long. RefSeq names its product ectonucleoside triphosphate diphosphohydrolase 3 (gene entpd3). The transcript is spliced from 11 exons. Gene Ontology annotation, molecular function: UDP phosphatase activity; GDP phosphatase activity. Lineage: Eukaryota; Metazoa; Chordata; Actinopteri; Pleuronectiformes; Soleidae. The record is from RefSeq and is a predicted model, not a curated record. Gene Ontology annotation, cellular component: plasma membrane. Gene Ontology annotation, biological process: nucleoside diphosphate catabolic process. The coding region runs from base 228 to 1730 and encodes 500 amino acids.
GCAGGCAGCUAAACUUUCAGUGGCAUAGCUAAGCAUAGAUAAGUUGCUCUAAAUCUUGCUUCUUGCUGCUGUCAAGUGUACAGUUUGUUUUUAGAAUGCUCAUGCCGCCUCUGUAAAUUUUGGGAAGCUAUCAUGGUCGAGGAUUUCGGCGUAUACGACACUGCAAGGGACAAUCCACGUUUUAUUUGGGAUCUCACUCCCACUGUGCACAGCAACUCCUUAAGGAAAUGGCAUCCAAGAAAAAAAUUGGCUUCAAAUGUCGCAUAGCAGUAGUGCUGCUUCUGCUGUUGGGCAGCAUCGCCGCCCUUGUUGCUGUUGCCGUCAUACAGGACAUCUGGAGCGUUAAAGAAUACGGUUUAGAGUAUGGCAUUGUCAUUGACUCGGGUUCCUCUCGUUCCACUGUGUACCUUUACGAGUGGCCCGGGGAGAAGGAGAAUGAAACAGGAAUAGUGACUGAGACAAUUAGCUGCAGAGUGCCUGGUGCUGGCAUCUCAGAUAUGGUGGUGGACGCUCGGAAGAACAACGAAACAUGGAAAGCGUUUCAAGAUUGCAUGAAGACCAUAACCAAAAUCAUUCCAGCAGAGAAACACAAAACCACGCCCCUCUAUCUAGGAGCUACAGCCGGAAUGAGAAUGUUGCACCAGGAGGAUGAACAGAGGUCCAAUGAAAUCAUGACAAGUCUCACGAGUUACCUCAGGUCUUUGCCCUUCCACUUCCAAAAGGCCUCCAUCAUUACUGGUCAAGAAGAGGGAUUAUACGGGUGGGUCUCUGUGAACUACCUCAUGGGAAACUUCCUAGAAAAAAACCUGUGGAACGCUUACACACAACCAGAGGGGGCGAAGACAGUAGGAUCCAUGGACCUUGGUGGCGCGUCGACCCAGAUCGCCUUCACUGUCCAGGAUGAUCUCAAAGGCCCCGACUACUUGCAUGUCAAACUGUACGGAUACCCGUACAAUGUCUACACUCACAGUUUCCUCUGCUAUGGCAAAAAUGAGAUUGAGAAGAGGGUUCUGGACAAAAUCAUACAGCUCGGGAAAUCACCUGGAUACAUCUCAAACCCCUGCUACCCUGAAGGUCUCAACAUCACCAUGAAGGCCUCAAACAUUUACAACACUCCGUGCACAAACAAACCCAACAAUUACCAACCAGAUCAAGAAUUCUUCAUGGUGGGACACCCCAACUCGGACAAGUGCCAGAGCAUAGUAGAGUCCCAGUUUGAUUUCAACAAUUGCUCUUCAGCCCAGUGUUCAUUCAACAGGGUUGAACAGCCACCAGUCACCGGAGAGUUCAUGGCAUACGCUGGAUUCUAUUUCACUGCGAGGGCUCUACUGUUGAACGGGACGUCGGAUAUCGAGCAGUUCAACGCCACAAUUGCAGAAUUCUGCCAUAAAUCCUGGACAGUGCUGAGGGAAGAAAGGCCUUGGAUCUCGCCCAAGUACCUCAAGACUUACUGCUAUUCAGCUCACUAUGUCUUCACCUUGUUGACAAAAGGUUACAAGUUUGACAAUGAAACGUGGAAAAACAUUCAUUUUGAGAAAGAGAUUAAGGACACCAGCAUAGGUUGGAGUGUGGGCUACAUGUUGAGUAUGUCCAACAUGAUCCCGUCUGACGUGAAGUACAUCACCCCCAUGGCGAAUCCCGUCUUCGCCGGCCUCAUCUUUCUAUUUUCGGCGCUGACCAUUGUAACUUUUAUCAUAGUUUCCAUCAUUCUCAUUCGCACCUGCUACUGAGAGAGUAAGUGACAGAGCGGAGCAAUCUGCCACAGAAAGCCUCGAGGACUUGCAUAAUCCUGUAAGUAACUGGAGAGUGUUACAGUUCCCAACAAAUGUUUCUCCUUCAAGCCUGAGCCAUUUUUAAAAAAAAGGUCUGUUUAUUUUUAACCUCAGGGAAAGUUACAGAGUGACAGGUUCCUUUUUUACGUUCAGUUGUCAUGCGGCCCCUUUUUUUUUUUUUUUUAAGGUCUAUAAUGUUGUUUUCCAGGUGGGAGGCUGAAACAGUGGCUGCCCAUUUGUACACAUUAUGACGAAAAAGCACCCGGAUAUGUCCCUGUGCAUAUUCUUAUUGUGCAACCUCAGAAUUGUGUAACGCUGGAAUGAGAUUUUAUACAGGUAGUGUACGUGAGCCUGCAGGUGUGGUCCACUCAGGCAGAAGCAUGAUGAAACUCCUCAGCUGACAAUGAUGUUUGUCCUUUUCUGUCCAUAUAAUUGCACUGAAUGCAUGUGUUGGACUUACAGCAGCAGUUUCUCUUUUCAUUCAAAAAUUCAAAUCUAUUAAAAAGAAUUAAAUGUGGCGUUGGUGGAUAAUUAUUAUUAAUUUAUUACCAACAAUUCACACAGCCUACUAGAACACCUAAGCCUCAAAAUGUCCGUCUGGACUUUUGUUGCUUAUUUUAACCAUAAAAGGGCCAGAAAAUGUCCUGUGAGUAAGUGCUUUUGUCCAGAAUAACAUCCAUUAUCUGGCAGUUAUUCACAAUUUACUGCAUGUUAAAAUAGUGUAUUAACAAUUUAAAAUGAAGAAGAAAAGCAAGAGGUUUUAUUUAAAAAACAACAACACUGUAGUUGUACAUGAACACCAGAUGUUGUGUGUUGAAUUUGAAAUUUGAAACAGUGUGAAACAUAUUUAAAAAAAAAAUUAGUUUGAGUUUUUGUCUCAAUGUCCAAAAACGGGCCAAAAAAUUUAAACUAUUUACAGGCGUUAUUUUCCAACUCUUUCUUCUCUGGUGACAGAGACGCCGAUUUGCCGGCUUCCAGCGCAGGUGAAAUUACCGUAAUAAAGCACAUUUUUUCCGAUAGCACAGACUGUCGCGCAAUUGCGUUAAUGCAAAGUGCGCUUGCGCAAAUGUGUCGUCUACACUCGGUGUUAAGGGGCUGAUCUAUAUUUCGUAUGUAUGUCUCUGCUUUUCAUGAACUAUUUCAUGAAAAGCAAAACCUAGUGUGAUCAAAAUAAAAAUUAAAUAAAAAACAAAAACUGGGA